AAAAAUCGCUAAUAUAGUCUGAUAUUGUAUACGCGGACUUGUCACUCCGGCGAGACAACUACGGAAUCGUUCCUCUUGGAGCUCCAGUGGAACUUCGGAAGAGUGAAAAAUGAACGGAAGUGGCAAUGUACAUUGGAACAUGACGUCGACAAAUUCCACGGAGGAAUGGAGGGAUUCGAUAGAAGUGAAAUCAUUACCAUUGACUGUUGUUUUUGUGAUGUCCGUCUUCGUAACCGCCUCCAAUCUUCUAGUCUUAGUCAUUCUACUCUGCAAGCCAGGAAUACGAAAGAAUUACAGGAUUGAGUUUAUUUUGUGGCUAUGCCUGAGCGACAUCGUUGUUGGAAUUACUGGUUGGUUGUUUGUAUUCAACUACAUCAUCAAGGAUUUGUCGACCAAUACACAUUACUGUAGUUUGAUGUACCACUUCAUAGGAGCUGGUAUUGGACAAUCUAUCGCGCAUACUUUCCUUAUUUGUAUCGAUCGGUAUAUGGCUGUUGUCAAUAACAUAAAGUACAAACAGUUUAACAAGAAAUAUCGCUACAUGGUCAUAUUCGGUACCUGGUUUUUUAUACACGGGUAUGUCGGCAUACUUGUCGUUAUUUGUAUGAGAGUGAAAUCUAUUACUUACUGUUCGCUGGAAUCUUUCCCUAGAUAUAAGACAUUUGUAAAUGGCACCAACGCGCUCUACAUGCCCCUCCUAGUAUCCAUACCCUGUUUAUACAUUUAUGUUCUGAUAGUAUUCAAAAAACGUUUAAGGCAGACACACAACUGUCCGCAUGUUCCUUUAUACGUGGUAGGGACUGCUACCACAUCUGAGAUCCAGGUAAACAGGGGACAAAGAAAACAAAGGAUUCAGAAGUAUGAGGAGCACGUGAUCGUAACGACAGGACUGAUCGUCGUAACAUUCCUCCUCCUUACCGGCCCUUUUAUCUUAAUAGUAUCCUUUCUAUACGGAUUUGGUUUAAUGUCGGUCAACAGAUCGACCAGGAUACUAAUAACAAUACUAACAUUUUGUAACUCUACGGUCAAUCCAUUCCUGUAUGUAUGGAGAAUUAGAAAAUUUCGACUAGUAUUAUACAAAAUAUUUUGUCCUUGUAAAACACCUCGAACUACUUAGUAGCACGGGGUUGAUAACGUUACGAUGAUCAUUUUCUGAAAAAUAAAUUCAAGUCUGUUGUAAAGGAUUGUUGUUUAUUCACGAUACGUCGCUGUAACACCACAAUCGUCGGGCGUUUCAGCAUGAAACGCCAGUUUUUCAGUGUUUACUUAUUUGCUGGGUUUCCCGUCAUAUGACUCAGGAAUCAGUAGUCGGACCCUAUUAAACCGAUACAUAUAUUGAGACCUUUAUUGAGAUCUUCACAUGUUAUCCACAGCAAUUCGGAUAUAAUGUUCUACCGAAGUACACAAGCACGAAAGUACAGGAAGAUUCAUUAUCUUAGACCCUCGAGAAAUGGGCGGAAUAAUUAUUUUCAUGGCGAUUAGUGAAAACUUUAUCUCUGAUGGAGAAAUUCGGUAUGAUCCUAACGGUUAACCUAUCUACGGAUAUACAUGUUACAUACAGUGCCUGAUAUGUUCACAUCAGAAACAAAUUCGUUGGUGGUAUCUUACACGACUUUCACGUAUUUGCAUAUUUCUAUUUCUACAUGUUUGUUAUUUGAGAAUAAAGAGGGCAAACUUUAUACUUCACGUAUUUGCAUAUUUGUAUUAUGAGCGACAACUUUAUACCUCGGGGCGAUCUUCUUGAUUGUAAUUUAA
Pecten maximus is the source of this 1755-nucleotide messenger RNA. Its product is annotated as adenosine receptor A2a-like. The transcript has 2 exons. The record is from RefSeq and is a predicted model, not a curated record. The coding region runs from base 110 to 1117 and encodes 335 amino acids. Gene Ontology annotation, molecular function: G protein-coupled receptor activity. Gene Ontology annotation, cellular component: membrane. Lineage: Eukaryota; Metazoa; Mollusca; Bivalvia; Pectinida; Pectinidae. Gene Ontology annotation, biological process: G protein-coupled receptor signaling pathway.